ACUGAUGUCCCCCUUUGGCUGCACCUAUAUAGAUGAUUCCUUCCAUCACAUCUGUCAUCUCUGCUUGAAAACCCAUAAAUGGACUUAUUAUUCUAAGUGAAAAGGAGAAUCUUCAAAGACAUAUAAACACAGGGAGGGAAAAAAAAGGUUCAAUCUGUACGUUAACCCCUGGGAGGGGUUUGAGGUUCAUUGCUAAAACCCCCAAACCUGAACAAGAAAGGCAUGGGUGUAUCUGAUAAUGGAGCAAAAUUCUGCGUGGAGAGGAUCAUCCUGGAUGAACCUAAACUAGAAGAGGUAGCCCAAAGGCAGACUGAAAUCCAACAGUUCUCUAUAAAGGAGAAGAUCAGUGACUCUGUAAGAUGCUCUGUGGGACAGUGGAAGGUUUGGAUUUUAACGUGGAUACCGCUUCUCUCCUGGAUCCCCAAGUAUUCCGUUCGGGAGAAUGGACUUGGUGACCUGGUUUCAGGUAUCAGCGUGGGAAUCAUGCAUCUGCCUCAGGGUAUGGCAUAUGGUCUCUUGGCUUCUGUCCCACCUGUGUUUGGUCUUUACACCUCCUUCUAUCCCGUACUGGUGUACUUCAUCUUUGGUACUUCAAGACAUGUCUCCAUAGGAACCUUUGCAGUGAUUAGCAUAAUGAUCGGGAGCGUCUCGGAGCGAUUGGCUCCUGACGAUCACUUUCUGACCAAUGGGACAAACGGAUCAUUCGUCGUGGAUACGGAGGCGCGAGAUGUUGAGCGGGUGAAAGUGGCUGCCGCAACGACGUUACUGUGUGGCAUAUUUCAGGUUUUGUUGGGUCUUGUUCGGUUCGGGUUUGUCGUGACGUAUUUCUCGGAGCCGUUAGUGCGCGGCUACACGACAGGUGCGGCCACUCACGUGAUCACCUCUCAACUCAAAUACAUGUUUGGAGUUUCACCCAAACGAUUCAGUGGACCCCUGCAGCUGCUUUAUACUCUGGUGGAGCUGGGCGGGUUAUUACCGCAGACUCACAUCCCCACUCUGGUGAUCACUCUGGUGUCUCUCACAGCUCUGAUCAUUGUGAAAGAGAUCAACUCCUGCUACAGUCACAAAUUACCGCUCCCUAUUCCCAUAGAGCUCUUGGUGAUUAUUGCAGGGACACUUGUUUCUCAUUUUAUUGAUCUGAGAGCUGUUAAUGAUGUUGAUGUGGUGGGAAAAAUUCCCAGUGGGCUGGUGCCGCCCAGAGUCCCAGAGGUGGGUUUCUUCUCCUCAGUGAUAGGAGAUGCAUUUGCUGUGGCUGUGGUGGGAUACGCCAUCAGCAUUUCUCUUGGCAAGACCUUUGCUCUCAGACAUGGAUAUAAAGUAGACAGCAAUCAGGAGUUGGUGGCAUUGGGGCUCAGUAAUGCAAUCGGUGGCUUCUUCCAGUGCUACUCCGUCACUUCCUCCUUGUCUCGCAGUCUUGUGCAGGAGAGCACGGGGGGGAAAACACAGAUGGCUGGCAUGGUAUCUGCUGUUAUUGUGCUCAUUACAGUUUUGAAGCUUGGUCCACUUUUUGAGGAGCUGCCCACAGCUGUGCUGUCCACCAUUGUGUUUGUGAAUCUGAAGGGAAUGUUCAUGCAGUUUCAGGAUAUUCCUGCUCUGUGGAAGAGCAACAGAGUAGAUCUGCUGGUGUGGGUAGUGACAUUUCUCUGUACUGUUCUGCUGAAUCUGGAUCUGGGUUUGGCAGUUUCCAUCGUCUUCACACUGCUCACUGUGAUCUUCAGGACCCAGCGUCCCAGGUACUCUUUACUUGGCAGAGUGUCUGACACAGAGCUGUACUUAGAAACAGAGUCAUAUAAAGAGGCUAAAGCAAUCCCAGGUGUUAUUAUCUUCCGUUCCUCUGCGAUGAUCUACUAUGCAAAUGCUGAACUCUAUCGAGAGGCUCUGUUAAACAAGAGUGGAAUUAAUGUUCAGAAGUUGCUCAAGCAGAAAAAGAGGAAAGAAGAGGAGGAGAACGCAAAAAAGAAACAUAUGAGGGAGCAAGAUAUACAGGCUGGAGUUCUAAGAGAGUUGGCGAACAGAAUGAUGGUCUCAAUCCACCAUCAUGGAAUGGACAAGGAAUGCAUCAUCUCUGACAGCGGCAUAGCGACAAUAACCCAAGGUAACAUGAACUGCAGUUUCCAGCCAGAGCAGGACUCUGAGGAGAAGAAAUGGUACAGACAGACAGACGCACACUCCUCCAGCUGUAAUCGUGUACGGGAACGCACACACUCCAUCAUCCUGGACUUAAGUCCUGUCAGCUUCAUCGACACAGUCACCCUGAAAACACUGAAAAACAUUUUUCAAGAUUUUGCAAAGGUUGAUAUCACUGUUUACAUCGCUGGAUGUCAAGGAUGUGUCGUGCAGCAGUUGGAGCAAGGCAGUUUCUUCUCGGAGUCAAUCUUAAAAAGUCAACUUUUUCCAUCUAUCCAUGAUGCUGUGCUGCACUGCCUGUGUCGGGCAGACAGAGAUCUGUCCAGCCCUCAGUUUACACUGGAAAUGCCCUGCACUACUAGGUUGUGACCAGGAGGUGUCAGUCUGUCCUCUAUCUUGACAGACGUGCCUAAUAGAGGAGCCUUUGUUUCCAUGAGGAAUGGCAUCAGGAUGAUAAACGCCUAAAAACCAAUUAAACAAAAAAUACCAUCAAAUCACAGUAAUAACUCAGACGUUUAUAUCAUCAAACAUAGGUUUUAAUUUGAUGGACGAUGACAGGGUGAUUUACACAAUCUUAGUGUGCCAUCUCAUGGACAUAUGUGGUUUUUACGGCUUUAUAACAAGGAAAAUAUUACUCCACUUUCAGAACAAUUUACAAAAAAUGUACUCACCCUGUUAUCAUCCAAGAUGUUCAUUUCUUUCUGUCUUCAGUCGUGAAGAAAUUACAGUUUUUGAGGAAAACAUUUCAGUAUUUUUCUCCAUAUAAUGGACUUUAUUGGUGUCCCGAUUUUGAACUUCCAAAAUGCAGUUUAAAUGCAGCUUCAAAGGGCUCUAAAUGAUCCCAGCCGAGAAAGAAGGGUCUUAUCUAGCGAAACGAUCAGUCAUUGUUUUAGAAAAAUAAAAGUUUGUUUACUUUUUAAGCACAAAAGCUUGUGUGGCACAGGCUCUGGGAUGCACGUCCACAACACUACGUACUACUGAAUCACGUCGAAAGGUCAUGCGGAACUAAAGACCCAAUGUUUACAAAGCGAACGCACAAAGACUAAGAAAGUGUAAGUCAAAUGCUGUUUACAAACAAAAAGGUACAACGAUGUCGGACGAUUCUGAAGUUGUAGGAGAAAAUGAGAUGGAUUUUUUCGACAUACUCUACCUUUUUGAGCCGGAGUACACAGACGACGAACUUAGACAUGAUUCGUAGUGUCGUGGAUGCACCCAUCUCAGUCUACUGUAAAUAAUAAAUGUAAAGAUAAAUACAAGCUGUACAAAUAGGCUGUCCUAUGAUAUUUUAUAAAUAAGUCUGGGAAAUUUAGGAAAAUGUAAAACUAAACUAUCAUUAAACGUAUGACUUUAUGAUUCUUUGUGAUAUUUUUUUGUUCUUCACAAAGAUUGAAAUUAUUGAAAUAAAAUCUAAUUUGUGUUUCAUUUCAUGUAUAUUAACCCUUAUGAAAAAUAAGUUUAUUCAAAUGUGCUAUUAGUAUAGUUCUUUAAAACUAAAAAAUAGGAAAUUAUACUUUGUCUACUUUUUAUGUACUUCUCAGAAAUAUACUUAAAAUGACAUUUACGUAUACCUGACUUAUACUUAGAAAAAGUCUAAAUAUAUUUGAGCUAUACUUGUGCUGCUAGAAUCUGUGUUUUCAUUGAUAUACAGUAGGGGGCACUUAGUACACAUCUUCUGUACAGAAUUUCCAAAAAAAACAAAAAAAAGAAGAAACUGAAAUGACAGAUGCUUACACAUGUAAUUAACAAUCAUCAGAAAUAAAAGCAUCAAAACUGUGCAACGUUGUGGAAUAAAAUGAAGAGGUAAUAAUGACUGUCAAGCUUUGGGGUUUUGAUGGACUCCAUCUACAUUUUGAUUAUCACUUUGAAUCCACUUCACAGUCUUUUGCAGUUUUUUGUUUAAAAUGUUGUUUAUUUCUUUAUUUUUUUAUUUAUUAAAGUGUUUAAAAAAGAAUGCAUGAACUAGA
This is a messenger RNA of Labeo rohita (rohu), 4091 nucleotides long. RefSeq names its product solute carrier family 26 member 6 (gene slc26a6l2). The transcript has 19 exons. The coding region runs from base 223 to 2496 and encodes 757 amino acids. Gene Ontology annotation, molecular function: bicarbonate transmembrane transporter activity; chloride transmembrane transporter activity; oxalate transmembrane transporter activity. Gene Ontology annotation, biological process: transmembrane transport. The record is from RefSeq and is a predicted model, not a curated record. Gene Ontology annotation, cellular component: membrane. Lineage: Eukaryota; Metazoa; Chordata; Actinopteri; Cypriniformes; Cyprinidae.